Molecule: messenger RNA, 1599 nt
Organism: Syngnathoides biaculeatus (alligator pipefish)
Lineage: Eukaryota; Metazoa; Chordata; Actinopteri; Syngnathiformes; Syngnathidae
Gene: lipib
Product: lipase, member Ib
Exons: 10
Coding region: 179-1549 (456 amino acids)
Biological process (GO): lipid metabolic process
Molecular function (GO): lipase activity; carboxylic ester hydrolase activity
Source: RefSeq, a predicted model, not a curated record
GUUGUCACUCGUGCAGCCACGACGACGCGCUUUGAUCGACCUUCACUGCGGAAGCGUGCUCCAAGCUCGCCGGCUGUCGGAAAUUGAUUGGCUCCCCUUGCCCGGGGUGCCCGCCCCCUCCCCCGGACUCCUCCCGCCGAGCUCAAAUCCCGGGAGCCUCCCCGGCGCGUUCGGAAGCAUGCUGGCCUGCGCUCGCUUGUCCGCGCUGGGACUCCUGCUGGCGCUCUGCCGAGGCCGCGGGGAGGACGGCGGCGACUCGUGCGACAACUUCACCGACCUGGACCUGUCUCACUGCUUCCUGGGCACCAGCCUGUACGUGCGCCUGCUGCUGUACACCCGCGCCAACCCGGCGUGCGGACGCGAGCUGCACCACCGGCGCUUCCCGUCCGAGCCGCUCUUCAACCUGUCCCGGCCCACCGCCUUCGUCGUCCACGGCUACCGGCCCACCGGAGCCCCGCCGGUGUGGAUCGACCGGCUGGUGCGGCUGCUGGCCGAGGGGCGGGACCUCAACGUGGUGGUGGUGGACUGGAACCGCGGGGCCGCCAACCUCAACUACCUCGCCGCCGUGGCCUACACCAGGGAGGCGGCCCACAACCUGACGGCCUUCAUCAGGGCCAUGCAGGACGAAGGCGCCUCGCUGGGCUCCGUGCACCUCAUCGGCGUCAGUCUGGGGGCGCACCUCGCCGGCUUUGUGGGCGCCAACCUGAAGGGAAAGAUCGGACGCAUCACAGGUUUGGACCCCGCCGGGCCUCUCUUCACCAGCGCCACGCCGGACGAGAGGCUGGACCCGUCGGACGCCAUCUUCGUGGACGUGCUCCACACCGACAUGGAUUCGUUUGGCCUGCGGGGGGCUCACGGUCACAUCGACUUCUACGCCAAUGGGGGGGCCGACCAGCCCGGCUGCCCCAAAACCAUAUUUGCCGGAAAGUCUUACUUCGUGUGCGACCACCAGCGUUCCAUGUUGCUGUACUUGUGCGCGCUCAACCGCACUUGCAGCCUGACGGCGUACCCGUGCGCGUCCUACGCCGACUUCCUGGACGGGCGCUGCCUGCAGUGCGAGGCCUUCAAGCCGGCUUCCUGCCCGCAGCUCGGCUAUGACAUCAUCCAGUGGCGGGAAAGUCUCUUGCGGCUGGGACAGACCAAAGUUUUCUUCAGUACGACGGCCUCGCAGCCCUACAAGAAGCUGAACUACAAGGUGGACAUGGUGACGUGGAACCAGUACCUCCGGUGGGGGGUGGUCUACAUCCGCCUGCACAGCGGCAGGAACGUCACUGAAGUCCGCGUGGACCACAAGCUUCUGCGCUUCGAGCAGUUCACGUCGACGCGUCUUCUGGCCCAGUUCGACGAGGACCUGCCGCACGUGCACAAGAUCUCGCUGCGCAUCAACACGGGCAACGUGAUCGGGCCUCGCUACAAGAUCAGAGUGCUGCAAAUACGCCUGACGCCGCUCGAGCGCCCGGAAAGGCCGCCGAUGUGCCGCUUUGACAUCAUCAUGGAGGAGAACACGGAGGUGGCGUUCCGCCCGUUGUCGUGCGACUCUCGCCCCUAACCUAAGGGGCGCGGUGGCCAUCUCGGAGAGGACUGCAACCCAGAUGCACA